Molecule: messenger RNA, 5977 nt
Organism: Pungitius pungitius (ninespine stickleback)
Lineage: Eukaryota; Metazoa; Chordata; Actinopteri; Perciformes; Gasterosteidae
Product: lysyl oxidase homolog 4-like
Exons: 15
Coding region: 2036-4732 (898 amino acids)
Biological process (GO): collagen fibril organization; peptidyl-lysine oxidation
Cellular component (GO): membrane
Molecular function (GO): copper ion binding; protein-lysine 6-oxidase activity
Source: RefSeq, a predicted model, not a curated record
AUUAAUUACAAUUAAAAAAUAACACAUUAAACAUUUUUUACGCAUUUUUACACUUAUUUUUUGCACCGCGGAACGUUUCUCACUGGAUGAGUUUCGGGGGGACCGAUUAUACCGGAGCACCAACUAGCGUCCAUGACUUCAGACAACAACAAACCACAGUGAACAUGAACGAAGAAGCUGACGAGACCGUGUCGGGUGGCCCCGUGAAUGGGAAAUCUUCUUAUAAUAAACACACGGAUGGAAGCGUCGAUAAGAGCGUGGUUGUGUGCAAGCUGUGCAACAAGGAAUUCACAUCGAGCCUCAAGUAUCACCUCAACGCAACACAAUUAGCAGCUAGCGUGGACGUACAAGGACCCACACCCAACCCACACUGCACCAGAUGACUGGUUUAAGGACCAGGGUAACUAAGUCCACGUCUGAAAAAAUAACCAAUGUUCUGAAUGUACUUGAAAGUAUUGGUCUACUUAAAAAAACAUAGUUUACAGAAGGUCUACUUACCUAUAGGCUACCUGAAUUUCUGAAAGUACUAUAUUUCUAAAUAUGCUAUUUCUACACUUGUCUGCUGGAAUUGGUUGAACAAUUUUGAUUAAUUAAUUACAAAGCCUCUAAUUAAUUAGAUUAAUAUUUUUAAUCGAGUCCCGGCCCUAAUUCUAAUGUUUUAUUUGUUUAGAGUAAGUUAUGAACCUGUAUGAAUUAAUACAGGUGGUUAUCACAUGGUUAAAAAGGAAGUGAACAUUAUUUACAGUAAAGCAUGAAAGUGCAAUGAAACUGUUUAACUUGUAUCUCUGCCGCCAGAAACACUUUCAAGUUGCAUUUAUUUCUUAAUCUGCAAUUAUUGUUUGUGCUUUUUCUUUUCGUAUGUUAAAUUAAUGGUAAACUUGCUCGACCACAUUACAAAAGAUCCAAGACAGUUGGAUCAAUUCAAAAUAAACGAAUAAAAAAGAAUUCAAAACGUGAUCUACAGGCAACUACACCAUAAAGAUUUGCUCCACCAGAGUGAGCUGUUGUUCCUAAACAUCUCUUCUCCUGUCACAACUCAUCACAGUCACAUCUCUUUCACCACAAAAGCACCAGAAAAAUCUAGUGUGGAUAAUAUUUUACAUUUUAACGUAAUAUUCAUAUGUUUUAAGUAGUUUCAUAUUGUGGUACGGACAUUGAUGUUGAUGUGAAAUUAGUUGUUUUCCAGUAAAUAUCAGUGAUCUUUUCUCCUCCAGACACAUAUAUCUUCAUGUUUUGUCCCUGCAGAGCCGCAUUAAAAACGGCAUAACUUUGAAAAAAGAUAAUAAUAAAGUCCCAAGAACAGGGAGGGACCUGUUGGACUUCUAAACAUAUUCCUCCUAUUUUUAAAUUUACAUAAAUCACUGCGGAUUUAAAUGUUCAGUUUCAGGUUGUCAAAGCCCAGUCACUUAGUUUUAUAGCAAUAUGUGCUUUAUUUAAAUGUUGAACAACCGGCUGUGUUCGGUGUGUCCUCACAGAGAAGGUCCUUCACGUGAGGAGUUGCCACGAAGCAGAAGGUUAUGAAACUGCACUUUAUGCGUGUGUGUGUGUGUGUGUGAGUGUGAGUGUGUGUCAGUGAGUGGAGACUUUAGCAUUGUUUAGGAUAAAAAUGAACACCCUUAAAUCCUUUAAGUUCAACUUUAAGACAUCACAGGGAAAGUGUUUUUUUUCAUAACCAAGAAUUGGAUUCACAACAUUCAACAAUAAACCGUCGACUGACUUGAUAGUUUUUGAGGUAUAAGAAGAGAAAAAUCCCCAGUGAAUUGUGUCUCUUUUAUAAGUAGAUCUCACAUCUUGACCAUGUGACUCUAUUCCCAUCCUAAAAGGACAAAUGGGACCUAAUGAAAGGGAGGAAAAAAAGUUGCAUAAAUGAGAAAAAUAUGGGAGGGAUGGACGAAGCCGAUCUGAGGGAGUGAAAGAAGAAGAAAGAGGGAGGGAGAAGAGAAUAGACGACAGGACCAAACCAAGUGGCUUCUCUUCCUCCGGUGCUCUCUCCCUUCUUUCUCCUGGUGACUCCAAGCUGAGAUCAACAGAGAGGAUGCUGUGCUUGGGCUCCUUGUGCCCGCUCCUCCUCCUGCUCCUCCUCCUCCCCCCUCAACUGUCUGCCCAGGAGGCGCUUGUACGCCUGGCAGGCGUGGGCCGCCGCAAUGCGAACGAGGGGCGCGUGGAGGUGUUCUACAACGGCGCAUGGGGCACCGUGUGCGACGACGAGGUGGACCUGAACCUGGCCAACGUGGUGUGCCGACAGAUGGGCUUCCAGCGCGGCCUGACCUGGGCACACAGCGCAAAGUUCGGCGAGGGACAAGGUCUGAUCUGGUUGGACAACGUGCGCUGCGUGGGCACAGAGCCCUCCAUCGCAGACUGUCGCUCCAACGGUUGGGGAGUCAAUGACUGCACCCACGCCGAGGACCUGGGGGUCAUCUGCAGCCCAGAGCGGAGGCCAGAACUCCCCGCCGCGUCCGCGCAGGACACUCCUUCGUCCUCCAGUCUGCAGCCGAGCGAGCAGAGGCAGAGCGACCCGCCGCCCCGGGCCCAGAUGCCCUCCUCUUCUGCCAGAGGCCACGAGAUCGCCCUCCAUCGCAACCCGACGUCUUCCCGCCGCAGCAGCAUCUCCCCCCAGGAGAACGGCCACGAGAUCCGGAUCUCCCAAAGGAAUCGAGGUGGCUCCAGAGGGAGCCCACACGACAACCCGGCUCUGCCGCAGGGGCACGAGCUGCCCUCGCGCCUGGUCAACGGCGCGUCCUACCGGCAGAGACAGGACGCGGCGGGGAACAGCCCUCAAGCCGUGAGAAGAGAGGCAGCGGGACGGGCGAACGCGGCGCCCCAAUCCCAGUCCGAGCGGAGGAGCGACAGGCUCAGCGGGAACCACGUGGAAGCGCAGCCCGUUCAUCCAGAUGUUGAACCGGAAACUGAUGUGCACUUCACACAGGGAUCCAACAGGGUCCACUUGGAGGAGGCCCGUCUACGGCCCGUGCUGUCCAGCAACCACGGAGGCCUCGUGACGGAGGGAGUGCUGGAAGUGAAGCAUGCUGGGAGGUGGCGUCAUGUGUGUAACCGAGGCUGGGACCUGAGCGGCAGCCGCAUCGUCUGUGGCAUGUUAGGAUUCCCUGCUGCAGAAGGGUUUGACCAAAACGCCUACAGGAAACUGUGGGACUCUAAGAUAGCUGAUCCGUCCUCGAGGCUAAGGACGCUGACCAGUAAGAAGGCCUACUGGGUGGAGAAGGUGCAGUGUCAGGGCGUGGAGGUCUCCCUGGCGCAGUGCCAGGCCCAGCUGUCCAUCCCCAGGAGUGAUGUCCCAUGCCGCGGCGGCAUGCACGCCGUGGUCCGCUGUGUCCCUGGACCACAGUUCACACGCUACGGCAGAGCCCCUGCACCACCUGCCACGCCGCCCGUCGUGCGUCUGAAGGCGGGGCCCCGGCUCGGGGAGGGCCGCGUGGAGGUGCUGAAGGAGGGGAAGUGGGGCACAGUGUGCGACCACCUCUGGGACAUCACUGCGGCCAGCGUGGUCUGCAGGGAGCUGGGCUUUGGGACGGCCAAAGAGGCGCUCACCAAGGCUCAGCUGGGACAGGGUACGGGCCCCAUCCACAUGAACAGUGUGCAGUGUGUCGGCAGGGAGAAGUCGAUCACAGAGUGCACCUACCGACCUGUGCCGCUUUACACCUGCAAGCACAACCAGGAUGUGGCCGUCCGCUGCAACGUGCCCAACACCGGCAUGCAGGCCACGGUGCGUCUGGCAGGAGGCAGAGAGCCGUCACAGGGCCGCGUGGAGGUGCUGAUGGAGGUCGGGGGGGCGAAGCGUUGGGGCUCCGUCUGCAGUGAGAACUGGGGCAUCAACGAGGCCAUGGUGGUGUGUCGGCAACUUGGUUUGGGCUUCGCCUCAACGGCUCAUCAGGAGACCUGGUACUGGCCCGGUUCUUCGGAUGCUGGUGAGCUGGUUCUGAGUGGAACCCACUGCAGCGGCACCGAGAUGUCGGUCCAGCAGUGUCGCAGAAACACCAACGUCUACUGUCCCAGAGGAGGAGAAGGCAGGGCUGCAGGAGUCACAUGUGCAGAAACCGCUCCGGACCUCGUGCUGGACGCUCAGCUCGUCCAGGAGACGGCUUACCUGGAGGACCGGCCCCUGCACCUGCUGACCUGCGCCAAUGAGGAGAACUGCCUUUCCUCCUCCGCUGCCAGGAUGAACUGGCCCUAUGGGCACCGCCGCCUGCUGCGCUUCUCCUCCCGCAUCAUGAACAUGGGCCGCGCCGACUUCCGACCCAAAGCCACCAGAGAAAGCUGGACAUGGCACCAGUGCCACAGGCACUACCACAGCAUCGAGGUGUUCACCCACUACGACCUGCUCACUCUCAAUGGGACCAAGGUGGCUGAAGGUCACAAGGCCAGCUUCUGCCUUGAGGACACCUACUGCCCUGAAGGUCUCCAUAAGCGGUACGCCUGCUACAACAUGGGACAGCAGGGCAUCUCCGUGGGCUGCUGGGACACGUACCGCCACGACAUCGACUGCCAGUGGAUCGACGUUACAGACAUUCGACCUGGUGAAUACAUCUUUCAGGUGGAGGUCAACCCGUCCUUAGACAUGGCGGAGUCCGAUUUCCAGAACAACGUGAUGCGCUGUCGCUGCAAGUACGACGGAGAGCGAGUUUACAUGUUUGGAUGCCACGCAGGCGAUGCUUACAGCGCCGAGGCGGAGGACCUGUUCGACCACCAGCAUCAGAUCUCCAACAACUUCCUGUGAAUUAAGGAAGGUUAAGGACAAAACAACUCGUCACCGCACCUCGGCAUGUCAGGGGAAGGAGGUCAAAGGGCAAUGACAGGUUUAGUAAAUAGAAAGAUGAGGGUCAGACGGAUCUUAUGGAAGACACUUACAAAAUUGACUAAUUGGGAUCUCGUGGCUAAUGGUGUUCAGCAGUGACUGCUCCUGUUAGAAAGCCAAAUAGAUUGAAGGAGAAAUGUACGUAAAGGAAAAGACAAAGUAGAAGAAGACCAGUUGGCCGUCACAAGCAUCGUUGCCUUUGAUAAAACAGAGUAGUUAUUUUUUAAAAAGCAUCACAAUCUUUGGAGUAAUUUAACCUUGAUCAAGACUUGACCACAACGUAGAAAGUAAUGACUUGAAGGCACAAGAGACAUCCUUUAGCUUCAGAACAGGCCAUGUGUCUCCGACAUGAUGUCAACACACGUGACGGAGUGCCUACGACACUUCACUGUGAUGUCACUGCUCACAUUACUAAAGCAGUAUUCACUGUUACAACUGGGGGUCUUGGUUUUAAUGAGAAUAUUUUUAUUUCAUGGUGCUAUUUUGCCUUAUUUGAAUAAAUAUUUUAAUGUAUUGCAAAUGUAUUGUCAUGUACAGUUUAAUAAUACCUCUCUGGAAUAUUGUUCUUUAGGUCUCUAAUUUAUGCAAACAUUUUAAUGUACUUUUGAGUUGAAACUUGUCCCUGUGUGGCUGUGUUUUGUGUUAUAUUUUCACUUGUUUCUUUUUCAACUGUUUAACAUCAUUAACGCCCUCAACAGUACUUGGUAAAGGUAGCAAAAGAAUAAAUGUCAGAUGGCAAACUAUGUUUAUUUGAAGAACAGUUAUUUGGCUGCAGUUUCUAACCCUAAAGAAAAGAUAACGUUAGCGCCUGCAGGAGAUUUGGGGAAUAUGCUUCCUCGCUUAAAUGGAUUCCCUUAUUUAAAUGACGAUGUAGGAAAGUUACAAGGACCUUAUGAAGGUUUGAUAGUCUGAUCACGACAGCAUGUAGACUCCUUUCAGCAAAUUUAAAAAAAGAUCUACAGUAAAAAGCUGGGUUUCACAUCUUUUCCCGUAGUUUAUGGUUGUUUCCAACCUCAUUCCCACUCAUGAACUCUGUGGAAACUCACAGCUGCCCAUUGUCACAAUACAUAGGCUGUACUUUAAAAAGAUCACAUCCUCGGCUUUAAUUGCUUCCCUUUUAUGAGUUAAGAGUAGAAAACUAUUAUUACUUUGUAUAUAUGAAGUAAA